AUGAACUGCAAAAAGGCGUCCCGUGAAUGUGAUUACUCCCUUAAGCUUAUAUGGGGUGGCAGACCGUACAAGAAUCCUCGGGUUGAAAAACUGAAUCCUGUCGCCGGGUUAUCCCGCGAAAUAUUACAGCAAUCAAACCCAAAUUCACAGGCAGAAGUUAGAAUCAAGCAGGAGCUUCAAGAGCAGAGUUUGUUUCUUCAACCCGUAAUCGCAACUCCUGCAGUUGCCGAAGGCUCGUCUUCCCAAUCAUUUCACGACAAUAUACGCUCGGUAAGCCAUAUUCUAGACUCCAUGUAUGAUUCUGCAAAUCAAUCCUCGCAAAUCUUGGAGAAGUUCGAGCCAUAUCUACCCGAGCCGCCCCCAGUUGAUGUAAAUAUCACCGAUAUGGUUGAUGAGUAUUCGGAUGACAUAAUGAAGCUAGAAUUGUCUCGACCAACGUUGCAAUCCAACUUGCAUACCACACCAUUUAUCAAAGAGCGCAAGUGGUCUGGUAGAAUGUCGAAAUUGGACACAGAGGAUCUAGAAGAUGAUGAGGAUACCCUGGCUAUGAAUAGAGAGUUUUCCACCUCAUCCAGCACGUACAGUUUUUCACGUACAUGUUCGGAGAGCUCCAGCUCAGAUAUUUUGGAACCGAUUCCCCGUGGACUUGUCCCUUUACCCGAUUUGCUACUGAACGUUCCCGAUUACUACGAGGCUUUCAAUUUUUUCUUCAGCUCUACAGCACAGCUAUUUAUGCCUUUUGGCGACGCCGUGCAGAAGUUUAACCCUUUCAAGAAAGUCCUUCCGCGGCUCGCAUUCUCCAAUGACGGUCUAUUGGCCGUCACUGUGGCUUACGGGCUGGCACACAAGUCAUAUCUCACAACCCAGAGCGAGCCAGCAGAAUUGCUCGAACAGUUGCUGAGCAGGUCACUCGGCGAUCUUCUGGAGCUGUUACAGAACAAAGAAACAUCGACCAGCGACCUUACUCUUACUCUCGUUCUCCUAAUCAGCUCUUUUAUGGUGUUCACUUUCAAGCAUGACUGGGAGGUGCACCUUAACGGUGCCAAACAGAUCCUCCUGUUGAGAGGCUACAAGAAACCGUUCGAAAAACUGUUCAAAGAGAGCAGGGACUUGCAGUCACACUGUAUUAGCGGAGAAAUAAAGCGCUCAAAGUUGAUCUUCUUCCUCUUGCGAUGGUUUGCUUACAUUGAUGUCCUGGCUCAAUUGGCUUCCCCUCUAGAGCCAACAUCUAAGGACAUUGAAAAGUACAACGAAAAGUUGAAAAUUUCCGAGCUUUGCGCUCAGCCUAGCGAUUUUGACUACGAAUUCGAGUCCAACGAGGAUGCCGAGUCGCUGAUGGUGGAUGAAUCUCAUGCCAAUGUGGACUAUUUUCUCGGCUUCAAUAUCAAGUAUCUUCCGUUGUACAAGAAGACGAUCGAACUCAUCAAGCAAACAAACCUCCGUACCCGGGUAAACCCUUCUGCUGGGGUGCCUCCUUCAGUGAUCGAUCGUGCCCUUCAAAUGGCGUCCACCUUUCAAAAAUUAUCCUCGGUACCUGCCAAAAGCCAAGAUACUAUAAUCGCUAUAAACAGAGUGUUCAUGUUAUUUGGAGUCAACCAAAUUUACAGAAGAGUGCUCAAGGUUCCUAAGAGUUCUCCACUUAUCCAGGACAUGUGCGCAGAAACGAUCUCUAUUAUUGACUCACAUCUACUUGAUGAUUCACCAAAUCAGAUAAGCAUCUUUCUUCCCGUUUUUGUUUCUGGAUGUGAUUCCAACAACGAAGAACUUCGUUCCCGCCACCUGAGACGGAUGACAACUAUAGCUCAUACCGGCUCGCCCUCGGCACAGUUUGCCGUGGACCUGAUGACCCAGUGCUGGGAGCGCGACCAGGACUGGUGGCAAGUGAUGGAGAAAGAGGAUAAAAAACACCUAUUCUUCUAA
Molecule: messenger RNA, 1920 nt
Organism: Ogataea haglerorum
Lineage: Eukaryota; Fungi; Ascomycota; Pichiomycetes; Pichiales; Pichiaceae
Exons: 1
Coding region: 1-1920 (639 amino acids)
Biological process (GO): positive regulation of transcription by RNA polymerase II
Cellular component (GO): nucleus
Molecular function (GO): transcription cis-regulatory region binding; DNA-binding transcription factor activity
Source: RefSeq, a predicted model, not a curated record